Pogona vitticeps (central bearded dragon) is the source of this 2684-nucleotide messenger RNA. It is a transcript of the gene TADA1, whose product is annotated as transcriptional adaptor 1. NCBI's taxonomy places the organism in Eukaryota, Metazoa, Chordata, Lepidosauria, Squamata, Agamidae. Gene Ontology annotation, biological process: regulation of transcription by RNA polymerase II. Gene Ontology annotation, molecular function: transcription coactivator activity. Gene Ontology annotation, cellular component: SAGA complex. The record is from RefSeq and is a predicted model, not a curated record.
GUACUUGCUAUGAAGGACGGCUGCAAAACUCCGCGGACGUUUAAGCUGAGAGGACUCAGUAAGAUUUAACAGGCUAAACAGGUUUAGAAUCGGGCCGAGAGAAAGCUGCUUGAGUACGUAUGUAUGUACACAAGCGGCACCUUAACUGGAAACCUGGCUGGAAAGCUGUCCGUAGAUUUCAGCCCCUUUCUCUCUCUCCACCUGCCGCCGCAAGUUUCCCUCGCCCGGACCCUUCGAGGAGAAGCGGAGGACCUGCAACUGGCUCUGCAACUCCCAUCAGGCCCAACAACAACACCAACAACAACAACACUCAGCCCCGCACGGCCAGUACAGUAGCAAGGAAAAGGAGUGUCGAGUGCUCUAGUCAGGGGAAAACAUCUGGAGAGCAACCGUUUCGCCAUCAUUCUAUGCCUUCUCUCGAAGAUGGAGGCGUUUUAAGAACACAGAAAAGCUGUGACGCCAGGAAAUAACGUAAUAAAAUAACGGCAGUCUUCCCAAGUAAUUCAACUUAAAACCUUCUGUAAAGUACGAGUAGAAGGACACAGAGGGCGGAUUAAUGGUUAAAACAACGAGUAGCCUUGUGGCACCUUAAAGACCACGAAGUUCUAUCUGGCAGAAAGAAGCCUUCGUCCGUUUCUCAACUACGCGGCAGUCCGUGGCCAUAAGAAUUGGCCCCAGUCAUGCCGUAUUUCAGAGCAAGGGCAACUUUUAUCAACGCAGGGAUUGAGUCCAGUUUUUAUUUCAUCACUACUAUGACGGUCAAAACACUUUUUCGGUUUUUUGUGAAGAUUCUCAGUCCUCGAGGUGAGGUUAUCGGGAACCUGAGUCAUGACAACCGGCCUUUUCCGGGGUUGUGUCCGAUGGGCGGGCGCCCUUGCCCACCUUACCUACUUCAUUGCCGCCCCCUCUAAGAAGAAGGGAGUGAGAAGGAGACGCGCGAAGGAGGCGGGCCCAAAACAGCACGACCUUCCCUCCCUCUAUGUUUCUCUACGGCCAGGAGCUGCAAAACCGAACAAUAAAACGUUGCCGGUGGGGAUUGCUAUUGAGGUUGGCGCUGCAGCUCUGACGCUCAAAUUUCAGCGGGCGGGCGGGCGGUUUCUGCCAGGAGCCGAACUGGCCAUGGCGAAUUAUGUGAGCGAACUGGAGGUGGCCAAGAAGAACCUGAGCGAGGCUUUGGGCGAGAACGUGAAACAAUACUGGGCUAAUUUGAAGCUGUGGUUUAAACAGAAGAUCAGCAAAGAAGAAUUUGACUUGGAAGCCCGGAGGCUCCUCACACAAGAAAAUGUCCACUCCCAUAAUGAUUUUCUGUUGGCCAUUCUCACACGAUGCCAAAUCUUGGUUUCUGCACCUGAGGGUGCUGGGUCUCUGCCCUGGACAGGAGGUUCUGCAACAAAACCUGGAAAGCCCAAAGGGAAGAAAAAAUUUUCUUCAGUUCGGCAGAAGUUUGAUCACCGGUUCCAGCCACAGAAUCCCUUGUCUGGAGCCCAGCAGUUUGUGGCCAAGGACCCCCAAGAAGAUGAUGACCUGAAACUUUGUUCACAUACGAUGAUGCUUCCCACCUGGGGCCAGCUAGAGGGAAGAAUGAUUGUCACUGCUUAUGAGCACGGUCUGGAUAAUAUCACUGAGGAAGCAGUGACAGUUGUUGUUUUUGCGCUGGAGAAGCAUCUUAAGGACAUCCUUACAUGUAUAAUAUCAAAAAGAAAGGCCUAUCGCCUCAGAGAUGGUCACUUCAAAUAUGCCUUUGGAAGCAAUGUUAACCCCCAGCCUUAUCUGAAGAACAGUGUCAUUGCUUACAAUAACUUAACAGAGUGCCCUCCCACUUGCUUAGCUCCCCCACCAGGUCAAAACCUUGCUUCGCACCCACCUCCUGAUGAUGCUGAGCAGCAAGCAGCCCUCCUCCUUGCCUGUUCUGGGGAUACCUCACCAGGAACUCUGCCACCAGUGAAUAUGUAUGACCUCUUUGAAGCAUUGCAGAUCCACCGAGAAGUGGUUCCUGCUCAUACGGUCUAUGCUCUCAAUAUUGAAAGAGUUAUCUCAAAGCUUUGGCACCCAAACCAUGAAGAGCUGCAGCAAGACAAAAUCCACCGACAGCAUCUAGUGGCAAAGGAAGGACUCCUGAUGUGCUGAGGAAGCUACCUGUCUCCAUGGUGGCUGUAGGCAAAGUUGAUAUUUUGUGGAUCUGCCAGUUAGGCAUCUGGGCUUUGGGAUCACAGAACUUGCAUUAUUGUGCCAGCAUUUCCGUCUGGGAAUGUGGAUGUCUUUCCUAUGGAAACAUGACUUGAGAAAUCCCAUUUGCUACUAGAAAGCCAUACAAGUAUAAACAGAUUGCCUUGACUUCUUUAAGGCCUUAGGUGCUUUGUUGAGGUAAAGACAUUUUUACCAAAGUCAGCAGGAUAAAUAAAAGGAAAAGGGAUUUAGCUUACCACAGAGAGACCUGUUUGUUAUUCCCUUCAUGACUUGAAAGAUUGUGGUCAGCCAGUUCCUGUACUUCAGACACUGCUUUUCAGAAUUGCCAAGUAUUAGAAUUACCAUUUAAGACACUGUCCUGGGUUGCUUUUGUAGAUAUAGAGGUACACAUGACAAAUAGCUGUGCAUUUUUAAAUGUUUUUUGUUUUGUAUAAUGUAAACUGAUUACAAUUUGGAGAAAUCUUGAUCCAUACAAAUAAACCUGGUUGCAAAGCAGU